This is a messenger RNA of Drechmeria coniospora, 570 nucleotides long. Its product is annotated as nuclear movement protein nudC. Gene Ontology annotation, biological process: protein folding. Bases 1 to 570 code for a protein of 189 amino acids. The record is from RefSeq and is a predicted model, not a curated record. Gene Ontology annotation, cellular component: cytoplasm. The transcript is spliced from 3 exons. Lineage: Eukaryota; Fungi; Ascomycota; Sordariomycetes; Hypocreales; Ophiocordycipitaceae.
AUGGCCGAUGCCAACGAACCGUCCGCGGCCGAGGUCGCCGCCACCCGCGCCAAGGAGGCCGAGGAGCAGGCCGCCCUUCCUUACAAGUGGGUGCAGACGAUCAGCGAGCUCGACGUCACCUUCACGGUGCCGGGAAACAUGAAGUCGCGCGAUCUCGUCGUCGACAUUCAGAAGCAGUCUCUGUCUGCCGGCAUCAAGGGUCAAGAGCCCGUCAUCAAGGGUGACUUGCCCCACGCCAUCAUCGUCGGCGACUCGACCUGGACGCUCACCACCAACGCCGACGGCACAAAGACGGUCGAGAUCCACCUCGACAAGGCGAACAAGAUGGAGUGGUGGGCGCACGUCGUGACUUCGGCACCGACCAUAGACGUCACCAAGAUCCAGCCCGACUCGUCCAAGCUCUCGGACCUUGACGGCCAGACGCGCGGCAUGGUGGAGAAGAUGAUGUUCGACCAGCGCCAGAAGGAGGCGGGCCUGCCGACGUCGGACGAGCAGCAAAGGCUCGACAUUCUCAAGAAGUUCCAGUCGCAGCAUCCUGAGAUGGACUUUAGCAAGGCCAAGAUCAACUAA